Molecule: messenger RNA, 12381 nt
Organism: Catharus ustulatus (Swainson's thrush)
Lineage: Eukaryota; Metazoa; Chordata; Aves; Passeriformes; Turdidae
Gene: PARP8
Product: poly(ADP-ribose) polymerase family member 8
Exons: 26
Coding region: 317-2887 (856 amino acids)
Biological process (GO): endoplasmic reticulum unfolded protein response
Cellular component (GO): endoplasmic reticulum tubular network; nuclear envelope; membrane
Molecular function (GO): kinase binding; protein serine/threonine kinase activator activity; NAD+ poly-ADP-ribosyltransferase activity
Source: RefSeq, a predicted model, not a curated record
GGCGUGGGGGGGUGGGGGGUGGGGGGAUCCCGUGUCGCCGCCGCCACCCUCCGCUGGAUCCAUUGUGAGGAAAUUGCCAUUCGCCGGCAGCGGCGGCACAUCUGGGCGGGCGCAUCUGGGCAAACAACAUCGGCUCCCGCCGGCUGCCUCCAACGUCCUCCAACCGGCCGAACGGAUCUCACCGGGCCGCCAGGGAAGCUCCUGCUCGUCAGCCCCGGGCUCUUUCGGGCUGAAUCUUAAAAAAAACCCUGACAGAGCGGGAGGUGGGGUGGGGUGGAAAUAAAGGCUGCUAUUUUUUUCCCCUGGGAUUUAUUUCAUGGGGAUGUGUUCAAGACAAGAGAGGAUUCAGAAGGAUAUUGACGUUGUGAUCCAAAAGUGCAAGGCGGAGAAGGACUGCCUGUUUGCAGAUUUCAGGUACUCAGACUCCACCUUUACCUUCACCUAUAUUGGAGGCUCCAAAAGUGUAUCCUAUUCAGUGCAUGUCUCUGAGGAUUACCCAGAUAACACUUAUGUUUCCAGUUCUGAUAACGAUGAAGAUGUGUUAGUUACAACAGAGCCAAUUCCAGUAAUUUUCCACCAAAUUGCUACAGAAUUAAGAAAAACCAGUGAUGUCAACUGUUGCUUAUCCAUAAAGUCAAAAUUACAGAGGGAGACUGGAGAGGAGUCACAACACAGCAGCACAUUUGAUGAAGACUCUGAAGGAGAUAAUGACUCUGAAGAAUUUUAUUAUGGAGGACAGGUUAGCUAUGAUGGAGAACUUCACAAGCACCCACAGCUGGAGGCUGAUUUAACCGCAGUGAGAGAGAUCUAUGGACCUAAUGCAGUAUCUCUCAGGGAAUAUGGAGCCAUUGAUGAUGUAGAUAUUGAUCUACAUAUUGAUGUUAGCUUUCUUGAUGAGGAGAUUGCUGUGGCUUGGGAUGUAAUUCGCACAGAGCCUAUAAUAGUGCGAUUGCACUGUUCACUUACACAGUACCUAAAUGGUCCAGUGCCAACUGUGGAUGUAUUUCAGAUCUCUACUAAGGAAAGAUUUGGACUGGGACAUCAGCUGAAAAAAAUCAUGCAGACAUUUGUUACACAACAGUGGAAGAACAGUAAAGAAAAAUCUAACUGUACGCACAAUAAGAAGGUGUCCGACAAAAAGGUGAAAUCCCCUCUGCACAUCUUUUCUACAUUGCGCAGGUCGCCAAGUUAUCCUCCACCUGGCUGUGGUAAAAAUAAAUCAAAACUGAAGUCAGAACAGGAUGGCAUCUCCAAGACUCACAAACUACUGAGAAGGACUUGCUCUAGCACAGUGAAGGCGGAGGAUGUGUGUGCCACAAAAUCUCACAGAACCUUUGGCCGCUCGUUGUCGAGUGACCCUAGGGCUGAACAGACAAUGGCUCUCAGAUCGCACAAACUGCUGAGCCGCACUUGCUCUGCAGCUGCCAAGCAGGAGGAGUGCAUCGCUUUAAAGCCCCAUAAGGUGUUAAACAGGUCGUGCUCUGGGGAUCCUCGAUGUGAGCACAACAGCACCUUGAAGCCCCACAAACUUUUAAGCAGAUCCUACUCCAGUAACCUUAGAAUGGAAGAAUUGGAUGGAUUGAAGAAUCACAAGUUGCUCAGCAAGACUUACUCCAAUGCCCCUAAAUCAUCCAAAAUGGAGCCUUUCAAGGAGGCCACCAUGGCAGAGAGCAGGAGGCUCUCUCUUACCUCAGGGCUUAUUGGUAUCUUAACACCAUCCUCAUCAUCACCUCCACAAGCUGCUCAAAAUUAUGGUGCAAAAUGCGUUCCUGCGCGAGACCGUGGCUUUCUUGUGCAGACUAUUGAAUUUGCUGAGCAGCGGAUACCAGUAUUGAAUGAAUACUGUGUAGUUUGUGAUGAACCUCAUGUGUUCCAGAACGGCCCAAUGCUGAGGCCUACUGUCUGUGAACGAGAACUCUGUGUAUUUGCUUUCCAAACAUUAGGAGUGAUGAAUGAGGCUGCUGAUGAAAUUGCAACUGGGGCACAGGUGGUUGAUCUGUUAGUGUCUAUGUGUCGGUCUGCAUUAGAAUCACCUAGGAAAGUCGUCAUUUUUGAGCCAUAUCCAUCUGUAGUUGAUCCUAAUGAUCCUCAGAUGCUGGCCUUUAACCCCAGGAAGAAGAACUAUGACCGAGUCAUGAAAGCAUUGGACAGUAUCACUUCCAUCAGAGAGAUGACACAGGCACCUUACUUGGAAAUAAAGAAGCAGAUGGAUAAACAAGACCCGCUUGCACAUCCUCUUCUACAAUGGGUUAUUUCUAGUAAUAGAUCACAUAUUGUGAAGCUACCAGUGAAUAGGCAACUAAAGUUUAUGCACACUCCCCACCAGUUCCUUCUUCUCAGCAGUCCACCAGCCAAAGAAUCCAAUUUCCGAGCUGCUAAAAAUCUCUACGGAAGUACCUUUGCAUUUCAUGGUUCACACAUUGAAAAUUGGCAUUCCAUCCUGAGAAACGGCUUAGUUGUUGCUUCCAAUACGAGGCUGCAGCUCCAUGGUGCAAUGUUUGGAAGUGGAAUCUACCUUAGUCCAUUGUCAAGCAUAUCAUUUGGUUACUCAGGGAUGAACAAGAAGCAGCAGAAGGUGUCAGCUAAAGAUGAACCAGCUUCAAGCAGUAAGGGCAGUAAUACAUCACAGUCGCAGAAGAAAGGACAGCAGUCACAAUUUUUGCAAAGCCGUAACUUAAAAUGCAUAGCCUUAUGUGAAGUGAUAACCUCACCUGAUCUGCACAAACAUGGGGAGAUAUGGGUAGUUCCCAACACGGAUCAUGUGUGUACAAGAUUUUUCUUUGUUUAUGAAGAUGGUCAAGUGGGUGAUACAAGUAUAAAUACACAGGAACCAAACAUUCAUAAAGAGAUUCUUCGAGUCAUUGGCAAUCAAACUGCUACUGGUUAAAAGGACCACUCUUAUUUAAUUGAUUUGAAGCCUUCCUCAGUCUCAAAGCUGGAUUUUGAACUGAAGAAGAUGCAAAAAACUAAUUUAUUAUUACUACACUAAGCAAAUUAAGCAUUUGAAUACUUACUGUUUUCUUACUUAGUAUUUCUUAUCUCAUCAAAAUGCCUGAGAUGGUAUCAAUUAGCAACUGUAGGGGUGCAAAGUCUAUAAUUAUACUAAAACAACUAAUAAUUAAACAGGCAUUUGGGUUGCUGUCAAUAAGCAGACAUUAAAAGGAUUUUUGUGCUGAUAUUUUUAUACUAAACUUCAAUUGGAAGUUUUAGUACUGUAUACUGGUAUUUUCAAUUAAGAAUGACUGAAUUACAAGUAAGAGAGAUUUUAUAGCGGAGCACCUGUAUUAUGCAGGAUACUUUGCAAUAAGUAAAAUAUUCUGGUAUUAAAACACAAUAAAAGGUUGUCUGAAACAUGUAAAAUGGAAGAGAUUGGUUACCUGCAGCUAUCUUUGAUUCUUUUUAUUUUACAAAAAUGCAGUUAGCAUUUAGACUCAAAAGUGAAAACAACAAUGCAUUUUUUAUUUACUGGGUGCAACAAAGCAAAAUGAAUGUGAUGGUAUAUGUUCAGCUUUCUUUAUCUUCUCUGAAGCACUGUCAUACCCAUUAAGCAGCUCAGUUGCAUUUUUUAAUUAUACAAGCCUAGGAAACACCUGGAAAACCUAAAACUGUUAAUUUCUUUUUGAAUUUUUGUUUUUGUAUACUAGAUUUACAAUGUCAUUAGAUCAACAUGGUUUUUUCAUGUUUGCAUCUUAACUUCAGUGAAACUGCUCUGUGAUGAAUUUUAUCCACAUAUUUUAAAGUAAGUGCUGAGUUAAGGCUUUUACUUGGUUGAGUUGAUUGAUGGUGCAUCAGAAAAGAUAUACAAAUGCAAAAUUUUACUGAUUUUAUCUUGGUAAAAUAGUUUUAUUAAUUGAUUUAUAAGAGAUAAGAAAUCAAUUUAAAUAUCUCUUUCUUUUAAAUUAACAACUAUUUUUUCCAAGUGAAGUAGGAUGGCAACACAGACAGAGAAGGGUCCAGUCUCCAUCCUGUGCCCUGAUGAAUGCCUUUGGCAGCCCUCACGGUGGCUAUUCUGAAGCAUCAAUCAAACCCUUGAAUAUGGAGAGCAGUUCAACUUACCCAUCUGUGCAACCACUACAAGCCAACUCAGAAAGCAAAACUAGACUGAAACCUCUUUUAUGUUACUUUCAUAAUAAAGAUACUAAAGCACUAAAUAACAGCACAACAGAGCACAGGUGUGUUUGUUUCUUUUAAACAGAACUGAAUUAGAUAUGCUGUAAUGUGUGAUUCCAUAUUUCUAGUUCAUGCUACACUCCUGUAUUACUUGCUGCAGUUGAAGUGCCCUACAAGUAAAAUAGUGGUGUUUGGCCUAGGAGCAUAUACCUGGGGAUGUAUUUUAGCAUUCUGCACUUACUUGCUUUAGUUUUAGUUUUUCUUGGUUCAUACCCAUAAAGCAAAUUCUGUUUGCAUAUCCCCAUUUUGCUGUUAGUUCUAUUGACUUGCACCCUCAUUUGGUGGACUUCUAACUUAGAUAAGCACUACUCCAAUUGUUGUCUUUCAUGUUGAGACACAGGUUAACUUCUUGAAACAAAGAGGUUUCCUGAAAUCUGUCUGUCUACAUAAGGAGUGCCAUAGGUUAUGUGACUGCAAAAAGUCAAUAUAAUUCAGAAGUGGAGCUGAAACCCUGGCUUGACCAUCUCUGUGUAAUGGUCCUGCCCUAUGUGUCUGAAUCACUGUUUUGCCUAACAAAAAGAAACUGGGAAGCGACUUCACAAAGAUGUUUUAUGAUUAUUUGCUGGGCUGAUAGUCCUCUUCCAAAAUAAAAUCUAGGAGAAAAGAGAGAUGACCAUGAGUGAGCUGGAGAAGCCAACUAAACAGUCAUCUUUCCUGUCCCCUCAAGCUUAUAGCAGUCAGAAAUUAAAUCCUUGAAGGAAGGAAUCUGAAAUGCAGCUAAUGAUUUUUUGCGUUGAGGGAUCGUGACACUGGUCAUGCAUGAUGCCUCAUAAGUACAACCCCAGGAAAAGGAAGAAUACAUCUCUGCCAAAUGUUAAGACGGCUCAGAGGUUUAUUUUAAAUGGAUGAGCUACAGUAAGGGACAGUGGGGGGGAAAACAGGACUCCAGGUUGUAUGGAGGCUUUGCUUUUGUAAGGUGCCUGUCUCAGGGAGUGCUGAGGUGACCCUCUUAAGGAGGGAGAAGGAUGGUGAAUAAAAGGCAGAAUGUGACAAGCAGGGGGGUUACAAAACAGUAGAAGAGGGCAAAACCUUUCAAGGAGAAAGGUAGUUCUGAAGGGACAAGAUGGCAUUAGCAUCUGGGGUCCUUCAUGCUGCAUGGCAGGAAAAGGGACUGGCAGAACCAAGCUGCAGCAUGGGGAUUCACAGCCCAGGCAAUGUGGGGCAGCACCAUACUCAGGGCAACAGGACCACUUGAAAAAAGUGUCACUAGGCUACAGUGCAGAGACACAAGCCCAGUGUCACACAUAAACAGCAAUUGAACUGGAACAAAAUUCUUUGGCCAGAAACUCGAUCAUGUUUUUCUUUAGCCAGUAUAUUAAUGAGACACUUCCGAGGCAUUGCAUUAUGUGCAGGUGAAUUUGAAUCUUCAGAUCAUUUGACAAAGUAUUAGUUUUCAUUAUCUUUAAAAGAUGAGGGGAAGGAAGGAUGUUCAUUUGGUAACUGUUACUCAAAAAUCCUUACAUAGGAAACGUCAAAGCUGAAACAAGGACUUUUAUCACUAAGAACUGGAAUGAAAAGGCCUGAGGAUAAGAUUUUCUUUGAAGGAUUUGUCCUUUGGGGUUUUAUACAAAGGUGGAAGUUGCAUGUUGCCAAACGCUUCCAAAUAACUUACAUUAACACGGAUUCCAGGGGAUGAAAAAUAAAAAUCCCAGGGUCAUUUGAGCAAGACCCUAUGCUAUGCCCAAAGCCCUUGCAUUUCCCUUCCUCUGUUACCAUGCACACAUAUUGGUGAUGGACAAAUCAUUGUAACUCCUGCUGUAAAAGAUGCAGGGUUUCCACAAAUGGCUUUUAAUCAAAGUAAAGCCCCAACCUGUGCCAUCUCUCGUGGUAGAAAUUUCCAUGAAGUCAUUGCUGUCACCAUACCCAGUAUGGAGCAACCAAGGGAGCUCUUGUUAAAUAGCCUUCUAACUUCUUGCUACAUCCUAAAACAAAAUUCAAGCCCUCCUCAUGGUGGAAAGGUUUGACAGAAAAAUUACAUUAGUCCCUUAAUGUUGCACCCUAAUUAUGAAUUGUCAUAUUUAUACUGUUGAGUAUCUUAAACAUUGAAAAAGUAUUCCAGAAAGAAGCUUUUAAAUUCCUUGAGAUUCAGGCAAGAAUUUAGCAUCCAAGGGCUAAAUUAAGCAAUUUGAGGUAUCUAUACAAAUCUAUACGAAUCAACAUGGCCCUGUUUUCUUCAGCAGUGCAACACUGUUUUGGUAACCCAAAUCUUGGCUUCUUAUUACUUACCAUAAAGUGGCCAGGUUGUGUAAUAUUUUGGUUAUUGUUUUACAGGAACUAGUCAAUGACACUGGAAUUUUUUAGGCUUCAAUUUUUCCUCUACAGCCCUUGAAAAAACUUAAUGAAGCUGAAUGAUUUUAACAUAAUAGCUGUUGGUACUAAAAAUGCAUCCGGUGAAUGAUGCUAAGAUUAUACUUUUGUUAGUACAAAUAUAAAGUCACUCCAGAUUAAGACUUUGUGCAUAGAUCAAUUAAACUUUGCUUAUAAAUCACUUACUACUGUGGAAACAAUUAGCUGUUUCCUGCCAGGAUAAAUAAAAAAUAGUAGAAAAAGCCAAAGAGGAAACAACUGAAUUAAGAGAUUCAUGGUUUAGAAGGAGAUACUAAAAAAACUCCAAACCCUAGACAAAUGCAAAAGUAGUAUCUAGUUACUUAACUAUAUUAAUUUGGAUGGAUUUUUUUCUUGGCUCUGGGAAAUGAAAGUGAGACACAAAGAAUAUGAGCCAUGACUUGCCACAUGCAGCCUCUGCUGGCAGUGCUGCUGCAACUGGAAUGGCCCUGGCCACCCAUUCUCUUCUCUCCUGUGGCACACAGCAUCCUGUGGUGUUUUAUUUGCAAAAUUGAGGUGUUAAUGUGGUGUCUGUGCAAUUUCUUCAUUACAAACACCACCUCAAGGUAAGGGAUGAGCCUGUUGAGGAAACUGAGCAAGGUCUGUUGCUUGUAGACCAGUUAAGAUUCUGUGAAGCACCAGAAGAUGUUCAGAAAGGAUCUUGAGUCCAGUCAGAUGAAUAUAUUCCUUAAAUAAAUUCCACUCAGGAGUGGAGUGACACGUGCUUCAGAAGGGGAUAAAUAAAAGGGGAUAAAUAAAAGGGGAUAAAUAAAAAUGGGAAAAUUUGCUCCAAGCAGAGCGUCAUUCUGUGUGCAUCGUACUGAGUGAAAUGCACAAGGAUGUCGCCAGGAGUUUGAAUUUCCCGAUUUGUGUUUGGAAACAGGUCUGAAAGCACUGACCUCCUCUGUCUGUCCUGGCAUGUCAGUGUUGUACUCCUGCUCACCAGCUGUAGCAGCAGCCACUGACAAGAGCUGAAGGAAUGAGACAGCUUGAACUGCUGUUCCAUAGCGUUUUGAUUGCAUGUUCCUGCUAAGUUUCAGUCUACCACAGAACAGCUACGAUGUAAAUUACUGCCCAUUGCACUUUGCAUUGGGAUUUUGUAUAUGUACUAGGCAUAAGGCUUUUGUAAAGGGAAAACAAAAUUAGUUUUUAGAUGAACAUAUCUACUGUGUUGAAAACCUGUUGAGAAGAUUGCAUUAGACAUUUAUCAAAAAGUCAGUAAAAAUAGUCCUUAUACAUAGAAAUUUAAUUUAAUGUUCUAAAAAUAAUUUUUUAACUUACCCAGUAUAUAUUGUAUCUUUGAAUUUUAACAAACAGCCACUCUUUUAUGUAAACAUAAAAUAUGCCAAUGUUUCUUUUAACUCCAUAACUUUUUUUGUCUCCAGAUAAAUUUAUUAAAUUCUGUGCACAAAAUCAUACUGCAGCCUGCUAUUUAGCCUAUGGUGCCUUAGAGUUACUCAAAUAUUUAACAAAAUGGAGAUAAUGUAAAUACUGCCAGAAGAUCACUAAGGCCAAAUAUUUUCUCUAUUCACUUUUUACUGCACUUGCUUUCUAUUGCUAUUUAAGCCUCUUUUAUUCAGCUUUGUAACAGCUAUAGCAUUGUAGCCAAUGUAAAUGUUUACCUUCAAUAAAUCAGAAUUUGUUCAACAAGCACUGGGCAUUUGGGCACUAUUUUGAGAACUCUUUUUGAAGUUAAAACAGCCAUCUAAGAAUUAAACUGCAUCUGAAGCAGUUUCUUGACUUUUGCUAAUCUCAACAACAUCUAAAAGUUUUGCCAUGCUUUUACACAUGUUUUAAAAGUAAUUUUUUUUUGCAGUGAUCUUUUUAAAAACACUUAGAUGAACAGUAAAAACAGCUUUUCUUGCUGUGUUUAUCUGAAUGGGUUACCCAACUAUAGUAAAAGCAUUAUUUUGCAUGUACAGUAUCAUAAAAUGCCAAAAGAUGUCUCAAGAUGCUUCUUAUAAUUGCUUUUAAAGAAGUCCUCUGUUUUUCUGUAGAGCUGUUUUUGCCAUGAAAACACAGCAAAUAUAUAACAAACUGUGUCAUACUUCAAUGUGGCUAUGUUUAAAGUAUAAAUACACAUCUGCAACUCAUAAAAUAUGCAGGCAUUAGUGGGACUGGUUAUUAAUUCUGUGAGUGUACUGUUUUUUUCACUGCCUGUGAGCUCAUUUUAAUUAUAUGGGUGGACGUAACUUGCAACUUUUGAAAGUUUUACCUUUUGUUUGUUAAAUUUAUUAUUUUGUGAUUGCAGAUUUUGGAUUGAAAGAGUCAAAGUAGUACUUACUAUUGUUUUGACUGCUGUGAAGCGUAUUACACAAAUAUGACUAUCAGAGAGACAAAAUGAUACAUCAUUGCUACUCUAAAUGACUGAUAAUUUGCCUUCGAUUUAAGUGUAGAGGCUGGAGCUUGAAUUCUCUAAUAGAAGAGAUAUUCCAAAUUUUAGGGAUCUUAAAUUUGGAAGCAGCAACUUCCAAACUCACAAAAGAAGAGCUGAUCAGUGGGGAAAUCUCAGACGUCUGUAGAAUUGAUAUGCACAGAGAGCAGGAGGGACAGAAUUUAUAUUUGCUUUGGUUUAAAUUCAUUUCCAAGUGACUACCUCACAAGUUCUCUCAGUAUGCACCAAUAUUAAGUUUUCUGUUGAGAAGGUCUUUGGUACAUUUUAUUCACCUGUUGAAUAGUUCUGUGUGGGACCCAAGAGAUUAGUAAUCCAAACAGUAAUUCACAGCAGUAAAAAAAUUAUUGCAGUCAACAAGAGCUACUUUCAAAUGCACACAUUGCAUUUUUAACUGGAGGAAGAGCAGAGUAUCUCCUAAGAAAAUAUCUCACCAUUGCACAAAGGACAGAAACCUUUCAUUAAGCCAUGUUUGCACACUUAACCAACAUCUCUUUUUUGGAAGUAGUGUGCAGUGCAGAUUGGAGCAAGUAAUUUUGCACAGGAGUCACAGCCUUGGCCCCCCUCCCUGAAGUACUGUAAGGCAACUUAAAUAGAGCUGUGUCAAAUGAAUGAAGCCAGUAGUAGCUGAGGGCCACAACUUUGCUGUGCCCCAGCUCUCAGCACAGUGCAAAUACUUUAAGAGAAGAAAACUUAAGGAAUGAAGCAAAGGGCUCAGUGCCUUGCAAAAACCUAGUGUCAAAACAGGUGAGAAAAAGGAGCAGCACUUGAAAAAAAAUAUUGCAUUGGCAUUUUUAUUAGACAACAUUGUAGAUCCCUCAGGCUGAUUUUCUUAAAUGUUGCAAACAUUUUCCAUUCACAGUUGAGGGGGAUAAGUGUAACUCAACACACAGGAAUUGAAGCCUCUGAACAGGGCGUAAAACCCUUUUAGCAUCAGCACUGUUUGUAGCAAACCCAUGUGCAAGGCGUCAGCUAUUGGCUUCCAGCCAGCUCCAGAAAACUGGCAUUUUGCAAGAUGCUGAAGCUGUGGGAAUUGCACUAGCAGCAGGAACAGUGACUGCUGCAGAAGCAAGAACAGCACAAGUCUCCAGGGACUGUGUCUGGAGCAAAAUGCAGGAACUUCUGGCUUAUGGUUUGCUCAACAAAAGCCAGAGCUUAUCAUCAGCAAAGCAAUUCUAAUUUGUAACUUUUAAAGAGAAAGCUUUCCAUUGUUUGGGAGAAAUUAGAAGGGGAAAAAGGAGUAGUUUUCUUCAACCUGCUGUCCUGUAGCUGGAUAGUUCAGCCUAGUAGCAUGUCUGGGGCAGUGUCCCACUGUACUUGCAUGUAGCAGUAGUUAGCAACUUUCUUAGAGAUCUCAGGCAGAGUGGAAUAUCUCCAUUUUCUUACAGUUCCUUGGAACUGAUCAUAUAUUUUAUAUAUAUUCUAAUGGAGUCUGUACAAGUGGGAUAUUCCAGAAGGGGAAUAGGUGAUACUCUCUUUGCUGGUUUUCAGGUCUGAUCAGACUGUUCUUCCCAUGCGAGCUGCUGAACAAAGAAUUUUGCUGAUUGCUUAAAAACAAAACAACUCCAUCUCUCCUGAUCUUUCCAUCUCUCCUAGACAAUAGCUUGCAGUUCAGGUGUGUUUCUGUUCCAACCAUCUACUAAGGUUAAUUCAGUAUGAAGAAGUUUGACGAUGAGAGGAGUCAGAGGCAAAACUAAUUGGAAUAGGUAUAAAUGUAAUGUGAAUGUAUAUAGUUGAAAACAUGUGAGUAUAUGUUUAAAAUUUUGCAUAUAUUUGUAGGAACGUAAGUUGAAACAGAACUUUUGACUCAAAACUAAGGAUCACAGUAUCACUGUUUACAACAUUUCUGACAAAUGCAAUGUAUUGCAAACAGAUUUUAACUACCCUAAUGUGAUAGAUUUUGGUAGAUCUGGCUUGCUGAUUUUUGUCAAUGACAUGUUUUGGGGAAUUCAGUCACUCCUCCUCUGUAUGUGUUAUCACGUAGCUGGCAUGUUGUGCUUCAUGCAGUAUUCCAUAUGUGUGAAAUUGUAUUAUUCCACUCCUUGGCUUUUUAUUGUCUUAAGCAAACUUUGAUUUCAUGCUUGCCAUUCCAGUCAGUAGUACAGGAGUAUCCAAAAUCUCAAGAUCUAGCACCAGUCUCAUUUCAGAUUCCUGCAGAUACUUUAUGCUUUGGAGUUCUGUAGCUUUUUUUCAGCUGCAUCCCUUGACAGUACCAAUAACAUUCAGUCCAUUUUAUGCCCUGGUUACAAAGGUCUUUAGGUGGUUGCUAAACACCUUGUUAAACCUGAGAGGUGGCACUUCUGUCUCUCUGAGAGUUGGUUUAUCUUUUUGUUAAGAUUUUUUUUUUAAGUCUCCAGUAGUCUCUUCCACUACCAAAAAGUUACAAAAAAAAUAGAGGGCUUGUUGGGGAGAUGAUAAUUUUGCUGUUUGUUAUGUUGUUCAAUGACUUCGUAUUCUGUAUACCUAUGCUAAUGUGACCUGAAUUUCUGAUCCAUUGCAGAUCUCUUUCCUGUCACUCUUAUUGCUCACAGAGCUAGCCUUUACAAAAGCGUCAGAUAUGAACAUUAAAGUACAAUACUGAGUGUAUUUCAGUCAGAAUGCAAAAAUGUGCAGCCAUGAAUAGUAAAAAGAAAGUAUUGAAAUUACAGUCCUUCAAUAUGAAAAGCAUGUGUACAAACCAUUGACUUACACAUGAGAACAAGAAUGUAUGGCUAAAUAGGUAUGCCAGACUGAGGAUGCUGUUAAAAGGUAAAGAGUUUUAUAAACUCUAUUUCCUGUCAUAAUUUUCUUUCAUCUAAGCAAAUUUGGCAGUGUAGGUUCUAAAUACUCCCUACCUGUAAUUCUGGCUCUAUCUUUAAACAGGGUUCAAAUCAAAUUACUGGUCUUUCCUUCACAGAUUCUUCUUUUCCUGUGUUUUUAUGAGGAAACCUUACUGGAAUCUUAAUUACUUUAAAGAGUGUUACUGAUAUCCUAAAUUAAUGUGCUUGAACAAUUUCCAUAGAUUGGUUUGAAACAGUUUUUUUCAUCAAUAAGCUACCCUAGGCAUUUGCUUCCUUUCCAUGGAGUUUUUUUUUAAUGUUUGUAAACCUCAAGUCUUGAGUUUUUUAACUUGAACAAAUCUUUUCUUAAGGGGAUUGAAAGACUUGAUGGUAUGUGUGCAUGAGAUUUAUUACAAAAAUUUUACUUUUGUCUUUGUAAGUGGUGUCUCAGUGGCCUGGGCAGCAGGUGCUUGGUGUAGUGCAACAAUUAAUGAAUUGGUCCCAGUGAGGACUGAUUUUGAUUUUGGCUUUUAGGGUAUCAUUGACCCAUUGGAUAAAGCUAAAAAUUCUGACUAUUCUGAUCAAAUUCUGUUGUCUGUAAAUUAUGUUACUUUGUGUAAACUGUUCCUUUACAUUAUCUGCUUUGUGAAUCUAUUCAUAUAUAUUCCUGCCAACUCUACUAUGCAUGAAUGCAAAGAAAGAAACAAAGGUACAAUAAAGAUGUGGUUCAUGGUC